AUGGCUCCCAAAAAGAAGGCUAGCAGGGUGGGCAAGGAGCCCGAGGUCAAGAAGAAGAAAGGGGGCAGGAAGGAUCUCCCCGUGACCCUCAAGCCCAUGGAGAUGCCUCUGUCCGAGGAGACGCGGGAGUUCUUCCUCAUCCAGAUCCGAGACUUGGAGGACAGGCUGGCCCGGUACCAGCGGAAGUGGGACGAGCUGGCCGCGCAGGACAAGCUGCUCCGCCAGGAGCUGGAGCAGCUGGCCAACAGCAAGAAGGAGAUCGUGGCCUUCCUCAAGCGCACGCUCAGCCAGCGCAUGGACGAGAUCACGGACCUGAACGAGCAGCUGCAGAGCCUGCAGCUGGCCAAGGAGCUGGAGAAAGACGCCUUUGAGGCGCAGCUGGCCCAGGUGCGGCACGAGUUCCAGGAGACCAAGGACCAGCUCACGUCGGAGAACAUCGCCCUCGGGGGCAAGCUGGCAGCCCUGGAGGAGUUCCGGCUGCAGAAGGAGGAGCUCACGGAGAGGUUCACGCUGCUGGAGGAGCAGCUGCGCCGGCAGGAGACCGAGUACAGGGACCACAUGUACAGACUGGAGAAGAAGUCGGCGCUGGACAGGGACAGACUGCAGAAGGAGAUCAUCCAGCGCGUGAACCUGGUGGCCAGCGAGUUCCGCAAGACAGCCAGCAAGCAGAUGUGGGAGACCACCAAGCGGGCCAUCCUGGAGAACAACAGCGUGACCCUGCAGCUGGCCAGGGUGUCGCGGCAGGGCGUGCAGCUCCAGUGCGAGAACGAGCAACUCCACGGCAGCCGGGCCGAGCUGUGCCAGCGGCUGGAGCUGCUGCAGGGCAGCCAGGAGAUCAUGGCCAGGCACAGCCGGGGCCACCAGAAGAUCAUCCUCAUGCUGACCGACAAGUGCCGCCAACAGCAGGACGCCGCGGCGGAGGCCCAGCGGCUGCGGCUCCUGCUGAACCGGCUGGAGCAGGACUUCCUGCAGCUGCAGAGAGACGACCAAGCACUGAGGGCCCAGAAGGAGCAGCUGGACCUGCAGCUGGAGCAGCAGAAUGGGGAGGCGCGGCGGCUCCAGCGGGAGCUGACGGAGGAGCAGGAGCUGCGGGCCAGGCUGGAGAUGACCCUGGCCCGGGCCACCGCCUUCCUGCGGGACGUCCUGCAGAUGCGAGCAGAGGGGGACGACGGCGACUUUGACGUGGUGUUCCAGCUGCAGCGCAAGGAGAUGCUGCGCCAGCUGCUGGCCCUGCUCAGCGCCGCCGCGGUCCGCACGGCCCAGGUGCCUGCGUGUCGCCGCCCGGAGGCCCAGCCCCACGGCGCGCAGCAGGGGAGCCGGCCCGGCAUCCAGCCGCCCAGGGCGCACGCUCUGCUGCAGCAGCUGUCCGGCAUCACGGCCUACCAGCCGGGGGACCUGGGCCUGGUACCUCGCCGGUUCCACGUCCCCCCCAACCCUCAGGACCUCAGGCUGCUCUCCUACGUCACCCGCGUGGGGAAAGUCCGGGUACACAGCAGCCCCGAGGUGAGUGCCCGGGGCCCCAGUAUCCUAAAAAGGCUCAAGAAGUUUAGCCUCCCCGAAGUUUUCCUGCACCCCAAGUAGGAUGCCGAGAGAAGACUGACGUCCGGGCCUGGGACGUGACCUCGGGCCCCAGUUCGUCUCUGAGAAAAGUUGUAUAAAAGUGGCAGCG
Lepus europaeus (European hare) is the source of this 1669-nucleotide messenger RNA. RefSeq names its product cilia and flagella associated protein 157 (gene CFAP157). NCBI's taxonomy places the organism in Eukaryota, Metazoa, Chordata, Mammalia, Lagomorpha, Leporidae. Gene Ontology annotation, cellular component: cilium; ciliary basal body. Gene Ontology annotation, biological process: sperm axoneme assembly. Bases 1 to 1581 code for a protein of 526 amino acids. Gene Ontology annotation, molecular function: microtubule binding. The record is from RefSeq and is a predicted model, not a curated record. The transcript is spliced from 9 exons.